This is a messenger RNA of Acinonyx jubatus (cheetah), 1937 nucleotides long. RefSeq names its product TAP binding protein like (gene TAPBPL). Bases 88 to 1380 code for a protein of 430 amino acids. The transcript is spliced from 7 exons. NCBI's taxonomy places the organism in Eukaryota, Metazoa, Chordata, Mammalia, Carnivora, Felidae. The record is from RefSeq and is a predicted model, not a curated record.
GAGGAGCUCUCUCCUGGGCGGACUGGUGCUAGGGGCCCGCCCCAGUCGCCGAAGGAGGACUGCCAGGGGGUGUGGCACCAACCGAAAAUGAAGAAAGGUUCCCAGGCUCCUGGGGAUCCUGCUUCUGGCUUCGAAGAAAGGCAGUGGCGGGAGGUGGAUGUGGUCCUAGACUGCUUCCUGGUGGAGGAAGACAGGCACCCUGGAAGUCUUGCCGGCAGUAGGACCGUGGUGGAGGCCUUGCUCGUGCUGAGGCAGGUACCAGUGCUGGAUGACGGCUCCCUGGAAGCCUUCACUGAUUUCCAAGGGGGCACACUGGCCAAAGACAACCCACCUGUUACCUUCGAGGCCUCAGUGAACUUGGUACAGAUUCCUCAAGCCGAGGCCUUACUCCAUGCUGACUGCAACGGGAAGGAGGUGUCCUGUGAGAUCUCCCACUAUUUCCUCCAGGCCACUGAGAAGAAAGCUUCGUUCAUCGCCAACGUGCAGGUACCCGGAGGGGGACCUAGUGUCUCCAUGGUGAUGAAGGUUCUCAGGGAUGCUGAGAAUGGGGCUGUCUUGCACCCCACACUGAAGCUGCCCCUGAGCCCCCAGGGGAUGGUGCAGACUGCAGUGGAGCUCCAAGUGACAACACAGACCCCAUUGCUGAAUUUCCUGCUGGGGUCCUCAGCCUCCCUGCACUGUGGCUUCUCCGUGGCCCCGGGCUUAGACCUGACUGGCGUGGAGUGGCGACUGCAACAUAAGGGCCACGGCCAGCUGGUAUACAGCUGGACCACGGGGCAGUGGCAGGCCAAGCGGGAGGGUGCCUCCCUGGAGUCAGAGCAGCUACUCCUGGCCGGGGAUGCCUCCCUCACCCUGCCUAGCCUCACCCUGAAGGACGAGGGGACCUACAUUUGCCAGAUCACCACCUCUCUGUACCAAGCCCAACAGAUCAUCCAGCUCCACGUCCAAGCUUCCCCCAAAGUACAACUAAGCUUGACAAACAAAGCGCUGCCACCCACCCUCAUCUGCAACAUCGCUGGCUAUUAUCCUCUGGACGUGACUGUGACGUGGAUCCGAGAAGAGCCAGGUGGAGCCCCAGUCCCCGUCUCUGGGGCCUCCUUCUCCAGCCUCCGACAAAGCACAGCGGGCACCUACAGCGUCUCCUCCUUCUUGAAGGCAGAACCUGGCCCUGAAGGCACCACUUACACCUGCCAGGUCUCCCACAUCUCCCUGGAGGAGCCCCUUAGGUCUACCGCCUGGGUUGCCCCACCAGAGCAGAAAACGGCCUUUGGAGUCCUCUUGGCCAGCAGCCUCUUCCUUCUUACACUGUUGUUCCUGGGGCUCCAGAGAUGGCCAGCUCCCUCACCGAGGUCUGCCAAGACGCUGAGGCCCUCUCGGUAACCACUCUCCUGCCUCAGUAAGAAGAAAGAGUAGUCACAUUCUCCCAGAAGGACCCUAGCCAAGUGUCAGAAAUCAAAAAGGCCUGAAGAAAAGCAUGAGGAAGGCACAGGUCACAGGGGCUCGGGCUCUGGCUCUGUGCACGUCUCUGCCUGCCUUCAUUGUGUCCCUGGGCUGAACACCAAGGGAGAAAACGUGAAGAGGUGAGAGGGUGGUAGGAAGGCAGAAUGUCUGUGUGGAGGUUAAAAAUAAGCCUGUGGUAGGAAAAGAAAAUGGGAAGACAUUAAGAAAGGAGCAAGUGAGGGGCCGGGGGGCAAAAGGGUGGGGGUUGGGCCAUCACAUGCAAACAUUUGAACUCUGUCCAAAUAAAAGCCCCUUGUGUCCUCAGAAACAAAGCUUUUCCACGUUGCCAUCUUUCCCCACACUGGACCCAAAUGAGCCCUGUCCCCAAGCCUAGCCAUGCCGCCGACUCACAGAGUGUUCAAGGUGUCAAACGAAGGCCCUCAGAGGCAGCCUUGGGGCGCCACGCCAGUUGCUCUGUGUACCCUUGAGCUGCAAUU